GGGGGAGGAUCAUGCAAUCAGCUGGCUUCUUCGUCUAAUCUUCUCGCACGCGACAAAAGUUCAACCCGAGUUUCCCCCGCAUCGGAGCCAAAGCAGAGUAUUAUGAUCCGCUAGAGUCGAGUCUAGAGCAGCACCCGUUAACGCACAGGUCCACUCCGCGUCCUCCCCCUCCCGCGUCCCGUCAGCCGCAGCAGAUUCCCGGAGAGCUCGCCGCCGAGCCGAUGGCGUCGCAGGACGGCGGGUGGGGCGACGGCGGCGACUCGCUCUUCGAGGGCAUGGUCCUCUUCGCCCCCGCUGACCCCGCAGCCGCCGAGGCCGAGGAGGCACCCGAACCCCCCAAGCCGCCCACGCCCUCUCCCGCCGCCGCAUCCGCCUCCGCCUCCGACGCUGAGUCCAGCGCCGCCUCCCAGCCUCUGGACGAGGACCUCUUCUCCGAUCUCACCCUGCUCGCCCCUCAGCCUCCACUAGACCAGGACCAGCACCCCCAACCCCAAGCCCAAGAUCAGAACCACCGCCCCCCCUCGCCGGUCACGCCUACCCCCGCCGCCGCUGCCCUCUCGCGCCAGCCGUCCUCCUCGUCGCUCCGGAAGAAGAAGAGGGCCGUGCGCAUCGGGUACGGCCGCUCGCCUCAAACCGCCCCCACUCUGCCGCCUACCGUGCCAAUCGCUAACACCGCCGCCGCCCCCGCCCCCGCCGCCGCUGCUGCUACGGCUACUAUACUUCGUACUACGAGUAGUAGUAGUAGCCUCUCCGAUGCUUCUACAUAUGACGCUGCUCCCCCUAUCCCCGUCCAGUACCUUGACCAGCCAGGCAAUGACGAUGAGAGAGAUGCAGCUGUGGUGGAUCCGGAUGCCAAUUCUCUGGAUGCAGUCAGCAUCAGUUCUUUGGAUGCGAAACAGGAGGCGAAAGAAGAAGAUGGUGUCAAGGAUGCUGAAGAGGCUGGAGUUGCAGUAGUGGGGAUCGAGGAGAGGUUGGCUCUGCUUAGAUCUCAGAUAUCUGGCAAGCUUGAUUCAGUCCAGCAGAGAGCUGCAGCCGUGGCAGCCAAGAGGAGGCAGCUGGCAGGUAGGCAGAGGAAGGUUGCGGAGGACGUCGGUUCCGCGGCAUCCAAGCACAAGGAUUUGGAGAGGGAGCUGGAGGAGGCGUGCGAGGCCGAGGACUUUGAGAGGGCCGAGAGGAUCAGUGAAUCCCUUGCCGCUCUGGAGAAGGACAAAGAUCGGUUGUUGACUGCGCUGCGUGAUGCGGAGCUUGAUUAUGAUUCGGUGGAUUUGGAGUUGCAGGAUGUGCUUGAGUCCCGCAUAGCCGUGGAGGAGGAAGCUGCUGCCCUUCUCGAGCAGUUUGCAAAGGAUGCCACAGAGCAUGCUGAUUCCGUAAGCAAACAAGCAGAAGAAAUGUCCUCGAAAGAAAUAGAAGGGUGGCAAACAUCAAUGGAGUUACUACAAAUAAAGAAGCUAGAGAUGGAGGUUGAAACAGAAUUGGUUUUAGCAGCACGUUCAGGGUUAGAAGGUUCAGUAGAGCAUUUGAUUAAAGACGAUAAGAGAGAAAAGGACAUGCUAAGUAAGAAGGGAGAUACCCUCACAGUGGAAUUAGCUGAGCUGCUGGAGUUGGUGAGAUUGAAAGAAGCAGAGAUAGCUGAAAACAAUGCUCAGAUCCAGGAGGUUCAAGAAAGGAUCAGUGCAGUGGUCUCCAGAUUUCAUGGCUCCCAGUCAGAUAUUGACAUGAAGAUCAAUUCCUUGCAGGAAUCCCAAACUAAAAUUGAUCAAGAUACCGAGGCACUUGUCUUAAAAAAGAAUGAAAUCGUCAACUGCAUCUCUUCAGCAGAGCAGAAAGACUCAGACUUACGGGAAAUCAUCAAUGCUUGUUCUUCCGAAGCAAAAGCUUGCCAACAAUCAGUUGAAAUCAGAAGGAAGCUUGCAUUAUCAAUCUUGAAGUCAAGGCAGGAUAGAAUUGGGUUAUUAAAAAUGGAGGAGGAAAUUUCGCAAGACAUCCAAAUGCUCAGGCAACAAACAACUGAUGCUAGAACUAGUCUUCAGGAGAUAUCUUCAAAGAGAGCAGGCAUACAGCAAGAGAUGGCUACAUGUAAGCAGAAGCUGAGCUUUAUUGACAAAAGAGGCCCUGAACUAGAGGCUGAAAAGAAGGUUGCUGCUGCUGCAAGGAACUUUAAGGAAGCAGGGAGAAUAGCCGCAGAGGCAAAAGCACUGAAUUCUGAGAAGGAAGAACUGCGUGCUAAAUUGGAGAAAGCUGGUACUGAUCUGGAGGUUAUAGAAAAGGAUAUCACAGCAACCACUGACAAGAUACAGGAAUGCGAAGGGCUUAUUGUGCUCAAAGAACAAGAGUCAGCCAUGGCAAGUUACAAAAGGCUCCGUCUGGACUCCUCCGCUGCUAGAGCAGAAUUGACUGCUGCAACUGAAACGGAUGACGGUGAGGAAGUGGAGAUAUUACGCAAAGAAGCUGAAGCCGCGGAAUCUAAAGCGCUGGAACUCAAAACAUUGUAUAACCUCCAACCGGAUAGUGACGAAUAUAUAUUUCAGCCUGUAGUUCCUAUAGCAUUCAUAACGAAUUCAACAUGGCAGCACUUGGCAGAGAUGGCAUCUUCUUUUGGCCUCUCCCCUGAGACAUGAAUUGGAUAGUGGACUUUUAGACAUGGCUGUGCUUUGAUACACUUGGUAAAGUUUUGCCCCGUAGCAGAACCCUCCUCCCGGCGAAUAUGCCUACCUCAUUGUUCCUCUAAGCUAUCGGCAUCUGGGAUCUACUCCAAACAGGAGUAGUGUAAAUUGAGUGUAUACCACCUGUUUUGCAUACUCUGAACUCUGAGGAAUUUUUUUCCUCCCUCAUUUUUGUGUACAUUAAGACUGUAAUUCUUUUGUUGUGCUGGUUUCUGAUUGAAUUUACAGCGACGGGUUAUCAGUCAAAAUGUAAUCAGAAUAAUAUAUCCAUGAAUAAAGCUUCUUCUGCUUUGCCAUCA
Molecule: messenger RNA, 2962 nt
Organism: Triticum urartu
Lineage: Eukaryota; Viridiplantae; Streptophyta; Magnoliopsida; Poales; Poaceae
Product: neurofilament light protein
Molecular function (GO): protein binding
Source: RefSeq, a predicted model, not a curated record